Aspergillus alliaceus is the source of this 4393-nucleotide messenger RNA. Its product is annotated as chromatin-binding protein RAD9. The annotation marks the transcript as partial. Gene Ontology annotation, molecular function: histone binding. Gene Ontology annotation, cellular component: nucleus. The transcript has 2 exons. Lineage: Eukaryota; Fungi; Ascomycota; Eurotiomycetes; Eurotiales; Aspergillaceae. The record is from RefSeq and is a predicted model, not a curated record. Gene Ontology annotation, biological process: positive regulation of transcription by RNA polymerase II; DNA damage checkpoint signaling.
CAGGAUGACAGCAUCGACAUUGCAAAGUUGCAACGCGUCGCGCUGGGACUAGAAGCUGCACAAUCCCAGUCGCUUCUACCUGGAUCCGAGCUUGUCUGGAAUACCAGCCAGGACUCAGGCAUUGAAGAGAACCACUCCCAGAAUUCUGAUGCUCCCCAGUCGACUAUUGGCCAGAAGGUCCCUCGGAAAUCCCCGUCGAUUCGUCCCGAGUCACCCUCUCGCUCGCUUUCUCGGAAACAGGCUGCCAAAAGCUUGACAACUGCAGUUCAACCGUCCCCCGAACAAGAAAGACAAGACAUUGCCGCUGUGUUUUACUACUCUAAGAAAAUGAGCUCCGCAGAGACGGCGCCUUCAGACACCCAAGUCAUCUCACAGUCGGUGUACGAUGACCUUAUAAGACAGAACCAAGAAGCCGCUGAUAAUGGCAUGGACAACAAUCUUGCAGAUAAUGCAACGCUGAGAACACUACAUGAAGGUGAUCUUGGUCAUGUAGAUCUGCUGGCUGAGUUUGAUGGGCCAAACACCGACGCAACCAACCUCGAUGAAAAUGAGGACCAGAGCAGCUUCAAGCUGGGAGAGUCAUCACCCCUGCAAUACCAGCCGAAUAUCUUCCCUGAGUCCCAGCGUUUUGUGUCGAAAACUCCGGCGACAGCAGUAAAGACGGGUCAAGUCGAUGGCUUCUCCUCGGUGACCCCCACGGCAUCAAGAAACCCUCUUGUGACGGACCUUGAAUCAAGCGGAGGUAUCAUGGCACUGAGCCAGGUAUUCAAGGCAACCCAAGCCCCUUCCUCUCCACUUGUCCAUGGCCAACAAUCAGAUCCGAUAUCUGAACGGCCUUCACCUAAUCUUCCUAUUCAGAAUCACCCGCUUGCCACAGCUCUGUCUUCCCCGUUAAAUAACAUCGCAGCAACUUUCCCCCAGGAUUCAUCAGAGCUGCAGAACGCUUAUAUCACUAUGAAGGAAUCACAAAUGCAAAGGGAUAGGAUACUACGGGAGAGAAUGACGCGUUCUGCAGAGCAUAUCUACUCAGAGGACCAAAGUGACGGCGAAUUCGACAAAGAGCCCAGCUUUGUGGAGCGCAUAAGGAGGCAGAAGAUCAUCGAUGAGGAGACUACGGCACAAUUGGCCAACCUUUCAGCUCCUUCAAGACCGGCAAGUCGCAUGAACCCAGAUAAAAUGAGCAAGUCACCCUGCGGUCAGCCAGAUCAGCGAAAUUGGUCCGAUGCAGUAAAACCUGCUACCUCAGGAACUGGGCAUCAAGGAACCACUUCCGCAGGCGCAACCAGCGAAGAAGAGACGGAACAGGAGGAUGAUUCGUGCCAGCAAAUAUCUCGGUUUCAAGAGCCCAUUUCCACAACUGAGGAGGAUAAGGAAAAUUGUAUUAAUCCCUCUGCAACUCCAAUAGCCGUCGCGGCUAGUGUACAUGAUCGUCUUUCUCAGGCGCUUGCCCUUGAAAACGGAACCCCGUCUUGUAGCCGCAGAGGAUCACUGCAAGAUACUGAACAGUUGCAUCUACGCAGCCAUGGUGCUGGUGACAAACAACCUGAUGAGACCGGCAGGUCAUCUCAAGUAUAUAUUGUGAAAGACUCUCAACGAUCCCCAGUUUGUCAGGAUGAUGAAAACCGCAUGGGGAAAAAUAGAGAAAUGUGGGACGAGAAUCAGGCCCAGGCUUCUAGUUCACUAUUCCACACAAAGCCUUCUCCAGCUAAGCUUAGGUCUCCUGCAAAACAGCUCCGAAUACGAUCCACCCCUCCUUCAGUAUCUCAAAGGAGCCGAGUUUCGUUCCAACUUGAUGAUGACCGUAUAGUUACUCGAUCCAGGUCAAAUUCGGCUAGUUCACAUGGCUCUCAUGAAUAUCCACCAAGAAACUCGACUGCUCUUGGGACUAAUGCAAUACAGUCUAGCAACUCCACUGUGCAGAAGUCCAUAGAUCUAGGCGACAAAGCCCCGGCAUUUGAUCUCAAGGAGAAAUUGUCCUCGAUGCCCUCUCGCGUGGCCGAAACACCAGUUCAGCGCCCGAGAAGCUUUGCUGAUGUGGUGACAACCACAACUAUUCCAGAAACGAGCCCCAAUCGUUUCUUCAACCAGGGCUGGGCAAGCGACACGAAUAAUGAAGUAAUGGACCAAGAAGAUGAUGACCUUCCUCCUCCUUACCCGUCCAUACAUGAGCGAGUAUACCAUUCCCAGCCCGCCAACUCGGACAGUUCGUCCCCUGUGAAGAACCUUUAUAACUCAAAAAUUCUAUCGAGCCCAAGUGGAAGGCAGCGUAGAGCACUGACAGAAAUUGCGGCUGACGCGUCUCCUCAACUCGGAGCCGGACCUUUCGACGUUGAUAUUAGCAUCCUAUCAGCCGACGACCGAGAGUUUAGGUCUGCUGUCGCAUUGUCGCCAGCUCCACCCAGAAAGAGACGACGUGUUAAUGAUGGGCAAAGUGUAUCUGCUUCUGACCCUGUGUUUCCUGUUCCUCCUCGUACCACCACUUACUUUGCUUUUCCCAAAGAAAACGAAACAAUGCACAUGCAGGACCCGCAGCCGGAAGAAUCAUUGACCAGGGCUGAUGCAACCUUGGACAAGCGAUCACGACCUUCCCGGCGAGUAGACACAGUCUGGGAUGUUGAUGAUUCUCCUCAGCAUUAUGUUUCACGGAAGGAACGAACACGGCUCUUCAAUCUGCCUCGUAUUCUCGAGAAGACAGCCGAGGACGUUGAUCGACUCGAAAAGGGUGCUGAUGCGCAGCCUGUCACUGCUCAUAAUAGUCUGGAAUCCACACCGCCCCUUGUGGAGCAACAUGUUGAAGACUCCCGAGCCGAGCCAUCAGUGGACGCUGUCGAAGCUAAAACGGUUAGAGUGGACCCUGGUAAUGUCGAGAUCGCAGUGAACCAAGUUCUUGCUGCCUGGAGUGGAACAAAACGCGCAUUCUACCCUGCAACCUGUUUCGGAACGCCAUUUGGAACUUCCCAAUCUCGCUACGUGGUCAAGUUCGAAGACAGUGCACCCGUUGAAGUUCCCAUUGGAGCCGUGAAGAGGCUCGAGCUACGGGUCGGAGAUGCCGUAAAGGUCGAUAUGCCCCAUGUGCCAAAGGUCACUCACAUUAUCCGAGGAUUUGAGGACAAACUCAGCAUGGAAGACCUUGAAAAAGAGGCCUCUAAUGGCAUUAUCCCCAUGACUGAUGUAUAUGGCCAUUUGACCGUAAUUUUAGGACAAAAGCAACGCAAGAACCUUACUCGUGAAGGGCUUACAGUUCCUGAGAAUAUUGUCAAAGUUCCAAUCUCCCGCAUAUAUUUGGAUACGAUUCGAUGGAACCAACUCAAAGAUCGUGUGUUUAGCUACAGUUCUAUACCUGAACAGCCCGGCAGUAGACUUCAAACCCCCUCUGACCGCCAUAUCACUCCAGCUUCGCCCAGCACUCGAUUAUCCCGCAGUAUCCGCUACGCAAACGGUAUAUUUGCUGGAAUGGUAUUUGCCGUUUCUUAUGGGGAGAACGAUGAAGCCAAACACCGCAUAACGCAGAUGAUCGUGGAAAAUGACGGGCGCAUUCUUCAUGACGGCUUCAAUGAGCUGUUCGAUUUACCGUCGAGCCGCCCAGUUGUUACACCAUCUAAAUCUCCAACUCCAACCACGAGCAAUAACCAGUUCCGCCUAACUAGCGGUGCUGAUGACGUGAGAUUUGCUUGUUUGAUAGCUAACAAGCAUUCCCGCCGGCCAAAGUACAUGCAGGCUUUAGCUCUUAAUCUUCCGUGCCUCUCAGAUCGCUGGGUAGAGGACUGCGUGGCUCAACGCCAGAUCAUCGAUUGGGAUAUGUAUUUGCUUCCUGCAGGGGAAUCGUCGUACCUCAACGGUGCAACGAAGUCAAGGAUACUCAAUCCAUAUCCUGCCAUGCAAGCACGCCUACAUGAGACUAUAGCUGCUCGACCUAAUCUAUUGCACGGACAAUCAGUGCUAGUCGUGAUGGGGCGCGGGAAAGCCGAUGAAGAGCGAAGGAGAGCGCCUCUGUUCUUAACAUAUGCUCUAGGUGCUUCCAGAGUUGAACAUGUACCUGAUAUCAAGUCAGCUCGUGCGGUCCUUGACCAGGGUGGAACUGGAGCUGCCUGUGAAUGGGACUGGAUCUACGUGGAUAAUGACGAAAAAGCAUCUGCGAUAGCCACGAUUCUUGGAGCCUCUGUUCCAGGUAACCAAAAAGCUUAUCUUUUCCAGAGGUCACGAAAGCGAAAAAGGACUGAGUCAACCGAAUCGAUAAACGGUAGUGAUCUUGGUCUUAGCACCAACGUUAGGAUUGUGGGCAAUGAGUUUGUCUGUCAAAGUUUAAUCCUAGGGAGAUUGAUUGAUUAACAACAAUUUUCAAUCAAUAUACCUUUGAGGUUCAAGUGAUUUGUGAUUUUUGCUUAUUGUUUGG